Molecule: messenger RNA, 979 nt
Organism: Lotus japonicus
Lineage: Eukaryota; Viridiplantae; Streptophyta; Magnoliopsida; Fabales; Fabaceae
Product: protein S40-4-like
Exons: 1
Coding region: 99-602 (167 amino acids)
Source: RefSeq, a predicted model, not a curated record
AUUGAAGACUACUUCUGAAUUUGAAAACUAUAAACAGCCAAAAGAGAAAGAGAGAAAGAGGGUUUUGUAACUUUGAAGAAUCGUUUGAUUGAUCAUCAAUGGCGUCAAGGAAGAGCUAUCUUUCAAAGCCAAGUUACAUUUUUGCAGAGACCCAUUUCAACAACCAGAAAUCUCCUCCUCAAGAGGGUGGUGUGUUGGAGUUGGAUGAAGCUGAUUUGUGGAUUUCAUGGAGCCAGAGCCCUGCAACAGAGGCCUUGAAGAAGGGGUCGCCGCGAUCUGGGUUGAAGAGAUCAGGGGCAAGGAAGGUUGUGGAUGCUGGGAAUACCGGAGGGAGACCAGGUCCGGGCUCAUUGCCGGUGAGCAUACCUGACUGGUCCAAGAUCUUGAAGCAGGACUACAAGGAGCACAGAAAGUGGAACAGUGAUGAUGAAGAUGAUGAUGAUGAAGAUGGUGAUGAAGAACAUUUGCCUCCUCAUGAGUAUUUGGCAAGAACCAGAGGAGCUUCUCUUUCAGUUCAUGAAGGGAUUGGAAGGACCCUCAAAGGUAGGGAUUUGCGCAGUGUUAGGAAUGCCAUUUGGAAGAAAGUGGGGUUUGAAGAUUAAUUAGUGUUAAUUAAUUAAUUGAGGUUUCAUCUAAUCAGGGUAUAGAGAUAAUAACAGUAUGUGGAUUGGAUCCAGAAUUUCUUAUUUGGGGAAAAUUUUGGGUGAUUUAGGCGAUGAUUAAGUAGUAAUUUGAUGACUUCUAGCUAGAGGUAUAUCCUCUGAAUAUGUAUAUGCUAUGUUGUUCUUGGACUUUUCUCUUUUUUGGCUUUUUAUUUCAAUGUUGACUAAUAUAUCCUUAAGUUAUAAUUAAGGAGAUGCAUGUAUGAUCCUUAUUUUGGGUGGCUGUCAAUUUUAAAGAAGGACCACUCAUGUAUGCUUUGUAUUGAACUGAUGAUCAUGAACUUUUUAAUUAUAUGAUGAUUUCUAUUUAUGAUUAA